This is a messenger RNA of Hemibagrus wyckioides, 2523 nucleotides long. RefSeq names its product iroquois homeobox 6a (gene irx6a). Gene Ontology annotation, molecular function: RNA polymerase II cis-regulatory region sequence-specific DNA binding; DNA-binding transcription factor activity, RNA polymerase II-specific. Gene Ontology annotation, cellular component: nucleus. The record is from RefSeq and is a predicted model, not a curated record. The transcript is spliced from 7 exons. NCBI's taxonomy places the organism in Eukaryota, Metazoa, Chordata, Actinopteri, Siluriformes, Bagridae. Bases 329 to 1831 code for a protein of 500 amino acids. Gene Ontology annotation, biological process: regulation of transcription by RNA polymerase II; neuron differentiation; cell development.
AAUGCUAAAGAACUAUAGAGGCACAAAAUAAUGGCACAAGCAGAAGUCCAUAUCUUGCAAGUGUUACGUUAUCCUAUAAGCUUUCUUCUGCACUAGCAACAAUAUUUAUUUCUUUUUUUUUUCCUUUGCACUUGAUUAGGAUUUACUCUUUGUUCCCUUAGGGGGAUUAUACAAACAUAUAAAACUAAGGGGCAGGCGUAAACAGACACAGUUCUUCUUAAGUACAGCUAUCUAUUAUUGAGAGAAAGGCCGAGUGUGGAAAUGCGCGCAAGACGUUGGAUUUGAACCAGAUUUGGCUUCAAUCGAUCAGUGGAGAAGAAUAUUGCUGAUGGUAACCAAAGACGCAGCUAUGUCUUUCUCUCAAUUUGGAUAUCCUUACAAUGCAACAUCUCAGUUUUUCGUGUCGUCAAAGCCCAGUACGACUUGCUGCGAUUCGAUUUCCAGGUCGGUACCGGACGGUUCGAGCGCUCCACAGGCCGCCGCAGCCGCAGCCGCCGCCGCCUCCUUCUGCUGCCCGCCCGCCUGUGAGAAGCGGCUGUCGGGAGCGCGCGCGGAGCUGAGUGCAGCGCUCGGGGUCUACGGCUCACCGUACGCGCCGGCACACGCAUACGCCAACUACUUCCAAUACGGAGCGGAUUCCUCUGCCAUCUACUCCACACUGAAUCCUCAGUACGAGAUUAAGGAAAGCACAGGAAGCCUUCAUGGUGGGAUCAGCCAGCCCAACGCGUACUACCCGUAUGACCACUCGCUGGGCCAGUAUCAGUAUGACAGGUAUGGGGCUGUUGAUUUUAACAGCUCAGCCAGGAGGAAAAACGCCACACGCGAGACGACAAGUACACUCAAAACAUGGCUUUACGAGCACCGCAAGAACCCGUAUCCAACCAAGGGCGAGAAGAUCAUGCUGGCCAUCAUCACCAAAAUGACCCUCACCCAGGUUUCCACCUGGUUUGCCAACGCCCGGAGAAGACUAAAGAAGGAGAACAAGAUGACCUGGUCACCCAAGAAUAAGGCCGUGGAUGACAAGAAGGAGAUUCUGGAUAAGACAGACCAGGAAUCUGUCACUAAAGACGCUAAAGACUGCAAGGAGGAUCGGGACAUUCGUCUUAGUGACCUUGACAACAUAGAAGAUGAGGAUGAGGACUGUGACAAGCUAGACAGUGACUGUGAGAAACCCAGCCAAGAUAUGGCAUCGCUCUCUCUGCCCUCCCUGCCUAUCUCCAGCACUCCAAAGAGAGACUGCAGCUCUGACCUUCCUUCCCCCUCCAGCUUCCCUGCAUUCCCCUGCAAAGUGAAAGGUGUUAUGGCACUCGUUCCUGACUUGGACACUUCAGCCUUCAAACAGCAAUCACAACAGCUUCCCGCUUUACAUCAUGCUUCUGUUGGUCCCAUUUCCCUGCCUAAUUUCCAAGUACUGGAUCAGAAGCCAAGGAUUUGGUCCCUGGCCAGAACCGCUGCUUCUGGAAUGACCCAGCACAGACAGGAUUUACAAACUGAAUGCCAGCUACAAGCUGCCCGGGUGCCAGUGGUGGGAAGUGGUGGGCACUGUGCAGGUUCCAAGGGUCUCCAAGACCACACAAACUUGGGGAACUCUGAGAGCUUGUUUGAAGAAGGAGCCCCGGGGCUGAAUAAGGUGUACAGUGCAGCGAACUACAGAGGCCUACAACUCCACUGUUCCUCAUACCAGGCUGUUACAGACUCCUAUCAGUACUCCACCAUGGAAGGAUUCUGCAGCGGAGGGAAGUCUGACACAGAGUCCUCUGAGCUUAGUGACGCAUGUCUAACGCUGCAGGAUGCCAAGACGACCGCUUUCAGACCUGUGAUGAAGAGGUGAGGCAGGCUGACCGAAGCGCUGUCCUUAAGCACCGGCACGUUUCUGUAACUUCAUUUAUUCACUGUGGACCCGAAAUGAAGAAGAUGAAGAGAAAAGCGCGUGACCAACCGGAACUCGCCAUGCGCGCGCGACCAGCCAGCCAACGGAGGUAGCCAGCAUUUUGCACAAUAUGAUUCUUGACGGUGUUAAUGACUUUAUGCAAUGUUUGAAAAAAAAAAAAUAAUGCAACUGUUAUUAAAAAAAAUAUCCGUGUGUUCUGAUGUCCGCACCGGCAAUCGUAGUUUAGUGAUUAUGUAUUUAUAAUUUUAAUAUUCACCCGCUAUUUAUUUCGCACCAUGCGUCUUCUCUGUGUUUUGUUGUGAACUACUUCUUGUUCUCAGUGUUUACCUUUUUUUCUUUCUAUUUUUGAGGAUAAAUGUGAAGCUUAUUGUUGGUCUGUUUUUAUUUAAUGUUGGGGAAACUGAAUAUAGAAGCUUAAAGAGUGCUCUAUAUUCUCGGGAAAAUAUAACGGCAUUAAUAAUGACUUUGACCCAUCAGUAUUCCGUUUAUAAGCUAUUUUAUAAGAAUGCAUUUUCCUCCCAAAGUUUGUUCAUUUCUGUGUCAUGAUUUCCUUGCUUACUAAUGAGCUGAUUAAACCUUUAAAACAUUUCAAACUCUUCACCUGAUUCACGUUUUUGGAGAAUUAAUAAUAA